AUGAGGGCUUCGGCGUUUCUAGCCGCUGCGUUGGCAACCGCCGCCGCAACCAACAAAUGUUGCGAGCAAAUACAUCAUGUCCUCCCCCAAAAGACAAGUUUCCCAACCUCCUCGACCUACAACGCCACCGAAGCAGCAUACUUCUCCCUCCAGGAAUCGGACCUCAAGCCAUCAUGCAUAAUCCAUCCCACCACCACACAAGACGUCUCACUCGCCAUGGCCAUCAUCUCCAAGAACCCGCAGUGUCUCUUCGCCAUCAAAGGUCGGGGACACACCCCCGCCGCUGGGUUUGCCAACGUCCAAGGCGGAGUGACCAUUGACAUGACAGGUCUGUCUGCCAUUUCCGUAUCCGCAGAUCACUCAAUCGCCCACGUAGGAGCAGGCGCCUCCUGGCUAGGCGUAUAUAAAUUCCUCAAGCCGUUGAACCUGGCCGUUGCGGGUGGCAGAAACGGCAACGUUGGUGUGGGAGGGUUAUUGCUGGGCGGUGGUAUUUCCCACUUCACAACCCGCGUUGGCUGGGCUUGCGACAAUGUCGUCAACUAUGAAGUCGUUCUCUCCGGUGGUCAAAUUAUCCAGGCAAACGCAUCUUCACACCCGGACUUAUACCAAGCCCUCCGAGGCGGCAGCAACAACUUCGGCAUCGUAACACGCUUCGAUCUCAAAGCCUUCUCGCAGGGCAACAUAUCCGUAACAAGUCUCGUCAACGACAUUUCUUACGUGGCCCCCGUUUUCGAAGCUUUUACAGACAUCGUCACAUCUACCCCCUUCGACAAAGACACCUCCCUCGUAACCGGUCUCCUCUUCAACUCAACGUCAAAGGCAUGGACGCUUACAAACUCAGCCGUGUAUGCCAAGGCCGAUACGAAUCCAGCCGUUUUUAAAAACCUAUCCGCCAUUCCGAGUGUCUCCCAUAAAAACCAGAUCACGACAUUGGCACAGUUUGCGGAUGAGAAAGCAACUCCCCCCUUAAACUGGGUAUUUUCAACAGCCACUUUUAAACCCUCGAGCCAGUUCAUGGUUGAACUGUUUGAUAUUUUGAAUACAACCUUGUAUGGCUUCAAUCCCGCCGGUGGAGUUGUAUGGAGCGUUGCUCUUGAGCCGCUCGCUGGAGAUAUGCUCUCAACUGGGUCGACAUUGGGCAUGAAGGCCACUGAAAGAGGAUACAGCAAGUCCAUUCGAUCCUGA
Pochonia chlamydosporia 170 is the source of this 1185-nucleotide messenger RNA. Its product is annotated as FAD-binding protein. The record is from RefSeq and is a predicted model, not a curated record. Gene Ontology annotation, molecular function: FAD binding. The transcript is spliced from 4 exons. The coding region runs from base 1 to 1185 and encodes 394 amino acids. Lineage: Eukaryota; Fungi; Ascomycota; Sordariomycetes; Hypocreales; Clavicipitaceae.